Anopheles bellator is the source of this 2582-nucleotide messenger RNA. It is a transcript of the gene Prps, whose product is annotated as ribose-phosphate pyrophosphokinase 1. The transcript has 6 exons. Gene Ontology annotation, biological process: ribonucleoside monophosphate biosynthetic process; 5-phosphoribose 1-diphosphate biosynthetic process; purine nucleotide biosynthetic process. Bases 218 to 1453 code for a protein of 411 amino acids. The record is from RefSeq and is a predicted model, not a curated record. Gene Ontology annotation, cellular component: ribose phosphate diphosphokinase complex; cytoplasm. Lineage: Eukaryota; Metazoa; Arthropoda; Insecta; Diptera; Culicidae. Gene Ontology annotation, molecular function: magnesium ion binding; ribose phosphate diphosphokinase activity.
GUAGUAGUGCGAAAGGAAAACGAACACACGUCUAAUUUCGAACAGUUGGUCGAAACGUCAGUCAUUCGUGUAGCAAGUUCUCCAGUUAGGCUCAGUCGAAAACGCGUGGAGCGCUUGAGUUUGUGGUGGUUAGCGAGGCAUUAACUCUUCUCCCGUUCCAAUGCUGCCGCAAUCAUGUAUACAAUUGUAAAUUCAAUUUGACUUCCUAGAUUGUGUGAUGCCAGUGCGAUCACCUCGCCCAAUCCGCGCCUUAACGCUUGCUCGAAGUAACUUGGAGCAGGUUUGCGUUAUCAGCUGCUCCUGCCCCAGUAAUCUCGUGCAUCACACGCAUUCGGAUCAUAACUUCUCCAGCAGCAGCAAAAGCAGCAUAGAACCAGCAACGUCUAUUUGUAGUACAAGCGACCGAUCCGAUAAAGCCGAUCUUCGUCCGCUGGUGUCCAGAAUGCCUAACAUCAAAGUGUUUUCCGGCUCUUCGCAUCCGGAUCUUGCAUCUCGUAUCGUUGAUCGACUCGGUAUCGAUCUCGGAAAAGUGGUAACGAAGAAGUUCAGCAAUUUGGAAACAUGUGUUGAAAUCGGAGAAUCGGUUCGUGGCGAAGAUGUAUACAUUGUGCAGUCCGGCUCGGGUGAGAUCAACGAUAACUUGAUGGAGUUGCUGAUUAUGAUAAAUGCUUGCAAGAUUGCGUCUGCCUCGAGAGUGACCGCUGUGAUACCAUGUUUUCCUUACGCUCGACAAGACAAGAAGGACAAGACGGGCGACGAUAAGCUGGCAGAGCUUAUGAAAACCAAUGAAUGGAAGUUCCGGAGCCGUGCCCCAAUCUCUGCCAAACUGGUAGCUAACAUGCUUUCGGUAGCCGGUGCUGACCACAUAAUAACGAUGGAUCUACACGCUUCGCAGAUACAGGGCUUUUUCGACAUUCCGGUUGAUAAUCUAUAUGCUGAACCAGCAGUUCUGAAAUGGAUUCGCGAGAACAUAGUUGAAUGGCGAAACUCGAUCAUUGUGUCGCCAGACGCAGGAGGUGCGAAGCGUGUCACUUCGAUUGCCGAUCGAUUGAAUGUAGAGUUUGCGCUGAUCCACAAAGAACGGAAGAAGGCUAAUGAGGUCGCGUCGAUGGUACUCGUGGGUGACGUAAAAGAUCGUGUUGCUAUUCUUGUCGAUGAUAUGGCAGACACUUGUGGCACAAUCUGUCACGCUGCGGACAAGUUAGUGGAGGCAGGAGCAACCAAGGUGUACGCUAUUCUGACUCAUGGCAUCUUUAGUGGGCCUGCUAUUUCAAGGAUAAACAACGCUUGUUUCGAAGCAGUUGUCGUCACAAACACCAUCCCACAAGACGGACAUAUGAAGGACUGUUCCAAGAUUCAGUGUAUUGACGUUUCUAUGAUGUUUGCCGAGGCUGUCCGUCGGACGCACAAUGGAGAGAGUGUGUCGUAUUUGUUCUCAAAUGUUCCUUACUAAAAUAUGCGGCCUACUCGAGCAAGUACUUUUCAAUGAAGCUCCAACAAGUAUAACACAAGAUCCAACUGUCAGCUUCACAGCGAUUGAAGAUGUUUAGUGCCAGUCCACACCGAGUAUGCUGUUCGAAAACGUGCGCAAUAUUUUGUUUUGAAAUGUAACACACUAAGCACGUCAAGUACGAUGUCACAGCAUUACAUUUCAAGGUCUCUUUAUCUACCUCUAUAGGAGGUCACGCCGAUUGAUUUGUGGGGUAAGCUAGGUUUCGUUAGCGGAAAUUCAAGAACUGUUUGCGAGCUCACCAACUUUACUGCGGGCUGUGUUGUGCACGCGCUAUCAUUUUGCGGCAACGCAUACACUGCAUUUUUUUAUAUGGAGUUGAUUCGAUUGCGAUGGCUGUCAGCCAUGGCCUUGCAGUAAUUUGGUGAUAACGGAAGCAUUUGUUUGCAUCGCAAAGCAGUUUUUGGGCAUCGUUAGUAGUAUUUUAACGAACCUCCUAUCCAGAGACCUUAGUCAAGUAGUUUAAGAGAGAAAAUAAACAGUCUGUGCAAAAAACAAAAUUAUUGUACAAAUAAGUUGAUGCGUUUCUAAUGCAGCACGAUUAGGAAAAAUCAUUUAUCGAUGUUAUUUCUCGUUUUGAUGGGUCAUAUUUCUAAAUAAUAUGGUUUCAUUACUUUAUGAUGUUUUAUCGCACUGGCAACUCAUCAUGCUGCUAUGUUUUUGUGAUAGCAGUUAUUUGAAUCCUUAAUUGUUAUAAUGGUUUCAGCAGUUUCAUUAGAGUAGAGCUAGCCUAGUCAUGAAAGACGACCAUCAUUCUAUUCUUGGUAGACGAUGGUGCAUGCAGCUUUCUACCCCCUUGCCGAAGUAAAUCUAGGAGUCCCGGAAGGAGUAGAACGGAGAAUAAAGUGGUUAAUGGUUUGGAGCGGAGUCCCGAACACGGACAAAUUUUUCGUGACCGUACUUCAAGUAUUCUCUCAACCGAGAAGCGACAUUGCGAAUAGCGUUAAUGCAUGUGGAAGGCGAAGGGAACAGCAAUGCACGAACAUUGGGCUAUUGUACGUGUUUCGGCCACUCCGUUCUACUAUGUUUAAAAAAGCACAAAAUAAACUAAAAAGAAUAAGCCGAACAGCAA